Molecule: messenger RNA, 393 nt
Organism: Porites lobata
Lineage: Eukaryota; Metazoa; Cnidaria; Anthozoa; Scleractinia; Poritidae
Source: the annotation of a GenBank genome assembly
AUCACCCCGCAGCAAGUCACAGAAAAAACUGUGCCCGAGGUCUGGGCCAGACUCUACGGAAAGCGCUUGAAGCAAAAGACACCACCUCCCAAAUGUCAAGUGGGUGAUCGCGUACGCCUCAACAAGAAACAUCGACCCUUUCAAAAAGGCUAUCUACCUGGAUGGACAGAAGAAGUGUUUGUGGUGACGCAUGUACGUCGACAUCCCAUCGUGACCUAUCGACUCAGUGAAUGGGAUGGUACGCCUAUAAAAGGUACGUUUUACGAACCGGAUGUGCAAAAAGUGCAAGUGUCCGAUGACUCGUUAUUUCGGGUCGAAAAAGUCUUGAAACGUAAAGGACGCAACGUAUUAGUGCGUUGGAAAGGCUGGCCACCCAAGUACGAUAGUUGGAUU